AUGGCUUUACUCUAUGAAGUCCUGAACACUUAUGCUGUUGCCUCCCCCGAGUACAUCAAAUACAGGAUGCAUGUGGCAGAAGCGAUUGCUACUCGACUCCAUUGCUGCAUCUGGAAGGGAGCGAGCCUAGGGAAUCCUGACUACACACACGCGGAAGAGCUUGUGGCACAGCGUGUGGAGGGGCGUGUGGAGGGUCGUGUGAUGGUGCAUAUGGAGGGGUGUGUAGAGGGGCGUGUAGAGGGUUGUGCAGAGAGGUGCGCAAAGGGGAGUGCCAAGGGGAUUGCAGAGGGGUGUUCUGAGGGGUGUGCAAAAGGGUGUGCGGAGGGGCAUGUGGAAGGACGUGUGGUUGAACGAAUGGAGGGGCACCUGAAGUCGUAUGCAGACAGGAACUUGCAGAAGUGUGCAGAUGGGCAUGUGAUGGGGCAUGUGAAGGGGCAUGUGAAGGGGCUUGUGGAGGGGAAUGCGGAGGGAAAUGUGAAGGGGCAUGUGAAGGGGCAUGUGAAGGGGCUUGUGGAGGGGAAUGUGAAGGGGCAUGUAAAGGGGAUUUUGAAGGGGUGUGUGAAGGGGCAUGUGAAGGGGAGCGUGAAGGGGCAUGUGAAGGGGAGCGUGAAUGGGCAUGUGAAGGGGAGCAUGAAUGGGCAUGUGAAGGGGAGCGUGAAUGGGCAUGUGAAGGGGAAUGUGCAAGGGAAUGUGCAGGGGAAUGUGCAGGGGAAUGUGCAGGGGAAUGUGCAGGGGAAUGUGCAGGGGAAUGUGGAGGGGAAUGUAUUGGGGGAUGUGAAGGGGCAUGUGAAGCAUCUUCCUCUUGACUAG
Closterium sp. NIES-65 is the source of this 810-nucleotide messenger RNA. The record is from the annotation of a GenBank genome assembly. NCBI's taxonomy places the organism in Eukaryota, Viridiplantae, Streptophyta, Zygnematophyceae, Desmidiales, Closteriaceae.